Electrophorus electricus (electric eel) is the source of this 996-nucleotide messenger RNA. The record is from RefSeq and is a predicted model, not a curated record. NCBI's taxonomy places the organism in Eukaryota, Metazoa, Chordata, Actinopteri, Gymnotiformes, Gymnotidae.
AUGGAGGUCAAUAUAACAGUUAGUACUGUGAAGAAGGGUGCUUUAGUUCAACUGCCACCUGUGCUGUUGGCAUUUUACAUGAUUCUGGUGCUCCUGGGGAUCCUAGGAAAUGCCGUAGUGGUCUGUGCGGUAGGGGAGGACAUGUUCCGUGAGACCAGAGGGGCACGCAACUCUGACAUGAUCCUGGUCAACAUGGCCUUCUCCAGCCUGAUGGUCUCUGUGAUGAGGAACACACUACUGAUCAUCUCGGACCUAGGGCUCAAGGUGACAUCCAGUAAGAACUGGUGUCAGUUUCUAAUGGGCAUAUGGAUGUGGCUGCGUUCUGUGAACGUUUGGUCAACGUUCUUCCUCAGUGCGUUCCAUUACCUCACCCUAAGGCGGCUAGCCCCACCCAUCGUGAAUCUGACUGGAACCCAAGGACCUCCCAAAACAGUUGUAAUGGGAUUUGGUCUAAUAUGGAGUACCAGCCUCCUCUACUCAGUGCCUGCCUUUUUAUUCUCCACAUAUGGUGGCGAGAACGCCACUGAGACCUUAAUGUUAGUGGGCACUACAACCCGCCCGUUACUGGGCUGUCUGUGGGACUUCCCCUCCACCUCUAGUGGCCUGGUCUUUGCCACCACCUCCAUGGUGAUCCACGAGAUCGUCCCCAUCGUCCUCAUGAGUGGCACCAACCUGAGCUCACUGUUCAUACUGUACACCCACGGGAACAAGCACCCCCUCACGCAUAACGGUCAGGGCACGCCUGCCAUGCACAGGGUUCCCGCAGAGAGGCGAGCCGCCAAGGUGAUACUGGCCUUGAUCAUUUUGUUUAUCACGUCCUGGGGAGCCAAUGUGGUCUCAGUAAACUACUUUAACUAUAAUCGUGGCACCUCGUCCACGUCCCUGCUGGUCAUCGCCCGCUUUUCCAACAGCUUUUUCUACGCCUUCUCCCCAAUGAUACUCGCUGUGGGACACCGAAAACUCCGAACUGUCAUAAGGUCUGUCAUCACCUACUGA